Molecule: messenger RNA, 335 nt
Organism: Staurois parvus
Lineage: Eukaryota; Metazoa; Chordata; Amphibia; Anura; Ranidae
Source: the annotation of a GenBank genome assembly
CUGUGCUUUGUGAAUGGCCCCAUAGUUUUCUGGGACCUGUCACGUGUCCUCAGUCUCUGGUCAUCUCCCGUACUAUGUCCGCAGUCUCUGGUCAUCUCCUGUACUGUGUCCGCAGUCUCUGGUCAUCUCCUGUACUGUGUCCGCAGUCUCUGGUCAUCUCCCGUACUGUGUCCGCAGUCUCUGGUCAUCACCUGUACUAUGUCCGCAGUCUCUGGUCAUCACCUGUACUACUGUGUCCGCAGUCUCUAGUCAUCCCCUGUACUGUGUCCGCAGUCUCUGGUCAUCUCCCGUACUGUCUCCGCAGUCUCUGGUCAUCUCCCGUACUGUCUCCGCAG